CAUAACUUCAUUAUUACUAUAUACAUAACUUCAUUACUAUACUCUACAUAGCGCUUCUGCUUAUAAUUAUUUACUGAGUAUUGGCUUACGCGUAUGGGUACAAAUAUAUAACCACAAAUACAAAUACAAAGCCCAAAAGUGACACAAAGCCCAGACGCGUAUACCAAAAUAUUUCACUUCGAUAUAACCGACCUAAACUAAUACAAUACUAUAUAUUAAACCACUUUCCAGUAUAGUUACCAACAAUUGUUCGAGUAUUUAAGUUAACCAGACCAUGCUGUUAAGAGCCAGCAAAAGAGAAAAAUUAAAACAACUUAGACAGGCGCGAAAGUCAGGAGUAGUUAGUCAUUUUGAUACUUCUGAUAUUGAAGAUGGAGAAAUUUAUGAUGAAGUAGAUGAAGAAACUUAUAGAGAACAUAAACGGAAACAACUUAUGAAUGAUGAUUUUAUAGUGGAUGAUGAUGGUGAAGGAUAUGUAGAUACUGGAGCUGAUGAAUGGGAUGCAUCUACAAGACCCAAUUAUUAUUCUGAUGAUGAUGAUGAUCAAGUAUCUAACAAAAAGAGAAAACAUAAACAUCACCAACCUGUUAAAGUAACUAAAACUGCGAAAAUUAGUAAUUUCUUUAAACCAACUACCAAUACCGUACAAACUGAAAGAAAAAAUGCGAACAUUGAUGAUAUUCUCGAUGAUUUCCAGGAUGAACCUAUCAGUAAGAAACAACGAAAGAAUCAGUUUAAUGUGUUUGGAGUUAAUAAUACAAAUUCAACUAAACGGAAGAAUCCUAAAGCUUUGUUCAACUUCUCUACCUCAACCAAGAGGGAAAAGGAAGAGGUUGUACAAGAAGAAGAUUUAGAAGAAGAUUAUGGUAUACCUAGUCAACCAUCGUCACCUAUUAAGACUGGCAAUGUUGAGAAUGAUUCCAGCGAAAAGGAGAAUAUAGUUCCUGAAGAAACAAUUAAAAGGGAAGAGAAUAAUGAUAAUAAUGAUGAUGAACAAGUAUCAGAAGAUGAUUCAGAUGAAGAUAUCGUAGUAGCCAGAAGACCACGAGCAGCCGCAGUUAUCGGUAGAGCCAAUAGAGCUACAUUUUCAGCAGUUAAGGCCAAAGAUAUUCAAUCAUCUUCUCCAUUAAGACAUUCAGAUACUUCCUUUGUAAACUAUACUGAAAAACUUGAUAAAGAAGAGAUUGUAAAGGAAUCAGAUACUUUUAAAAUGUUUUGGUUAGACUAUAGUGAAGUUGAUGGAUCAUUAUUAUUAUUUGGUAAAGUAUUAAUUAAUGAAAAUCAAUAUGCUUCAGCCGUAGUUCAAAUUAAUGGUUUAUGUCGGGAAUUAUAUUUUUUACCUAGGAAGUAUCGAUUAGUUGAUGGACAAGAAGAUGUGGAAGAUGAAAUUAGUCCUCAAGAUAUUCAUGAAGAAAUAGCUCCAUUAUUAAUUGAAAAGUAUGGAUUAGAUCAACUUAAAGCUAAACCUGAAACUAAGAAAUAUGCUUUUGAACUUGCAGGAAUUCCCAAGGAAACUGAUUAUUUAAAAGUAUUAUUACCAUAUAAAACAACGAGAAAUAAGAAUUUAAUUAUGCCUGCCCAUUUAGAAGGUAAUACAUUUCAAAGAGUAUUUGGAACUAAUGCCAAUAUCUUUGAAUCAUUUGUAUUACAACAAAAUAUUAUGGGUCCAUGUUGGUUAGAAAUAUCUAAUGGGAAUUUUAAUGCCAUACAGAAUUCUUCUCAUUGUCAAGUUGAAGUGGCAGUUGAAUCUCCUAAAUUUAUUAAACCAUUAAUUGAUGGUAAAAUUCCUGAUCCUCCUCAUUUAACUCUUACGUCAAUUUCAGUUCAAACUACUAUGAAUCCUAAACUGAAUAAACAAGAAAUUGUAUCAGUAUCUCUUGCCACUUAUAAAAAUGUUCCUCAAGAUGCUCCAAUUGCUGAAGGGUUACAACCAGAUUCAACUCUUACGGUGGUUAGACCAUUAACUUCAGUAAAUGUUCCACCUGGUUUACAACAAUUAGCUCAAAAGCAAAAUAUUAAUGUUAAAUCUUUCCCUAAUGAAAAGGUAAUGUUAAAUUUUUUAGCAGGUUAUAUUAAGACUCUUGAUCCAGAUGUAUUUAUUGGUCAUAAACUUGAAAAUAUUUCUUUAGAUGUCUUAGUACAAAGAAUGCAUGAUCUUCAAGUUUAUACUUGGUCAACACUUGGACGUCGGAAUAGGAAAUCAUGGCCUGAUAGAUUUAAUAAGAGUUCAUUUAAUAAUAAUUUAUUAAUUCGAGAAGUCUUUCAAGGUCGAUUACUUUGUGAUAUUGCUAAUGAAUUAGGUCAAUCAUUAACCACUAAAUGUCAAUCAUGGGAAUUAGCAGAAAUGUAUGAUAUUGUAUGUCAUAAAUCAAUAAAUCCCUUAGAAAUUAAUUUUCUGAAUCCUCAAUAUAGUGAAGAUGCAUCAUUUCUUAUGAUGGCAUUAAGAGAAAAUGAUAUUAAUGUUAAAGUUACGGCGGAAAUUGCCUUUUCAAUUCAAAUCUUAUCAUUAUCUAAACAAUUAACUAAUAUUGCUGGAAAUGCUUGGUCUCAUACUCUUAGUGGUACAAGAGCUGGUAGAAAUGAAUUCAUUUUAUUACAUGAAUUUAAAAGAAAUAAUUAUAUGAUACCUGAUAAAGAAGAUAAAUAUCAUAAGAAUUCUAAUCAAGCUAAAAUGGAAGCCACUGAAGAAGAUGCCACAACAGCAACUUCCAAUAAAAAACCAAAAUAUCAAGGUGGUUUAGUAUUUGAACCUGAAAAGGGGUUACAUAAGAAUUUUAUAUUGGUUAUGGAUUUUAAUUCUUUAUAUCCAAGUAUUAUUCAAGAAUUUAAUAUUUGUUUUACUACAGUAGAUCGAGAUAAUUUUAAUUUAACUCAUGAUGAAGAUAGAGAUAUGCCUUUACUUCCUGAUAAAUCUGGUUCAAUGGGAGUACUUCCUCGAUUAUUAAGUACAUUAGUUAAUCGUCGUAGAGAAGUUAAAAAACUUUUAAAAGAUCCAAAAAACACUCCAUUUCAAAGAGCUCAAUAUGAUAUUAAACAACAAGCAUUAAAAUUAACGGCCAAUUCAAUGUAUGGUUGUUUAGGUUAUAUUAAUUCAAGAUUUUAUGCUAAACCAUUGGCAAUGUUGGUUACCAAUAAAGGUCGAGAAAUUUUAAUGGAUACAAGACAAUUAGCAGAAUCUGUUGGAUUAAGAGUAGUUUAUGGUGAUACAGAUUCAGUUAUGAUUGAUACCGGAGUUGAUAAUUUUAAUGAAGCACUUAAAAUUGGUGAAGAAUUUAAACUUAAAGUUAAUGAACGUUAUAGAUUAUUAGAAAUUGAUAUUGAUAAUGUAUUUAAAAGACUUUUAUUACAUGCAAAAAAGAAAUAUGCUGCUAUGAAUGCUACCCUUGAUAAAGUAACUGGCAAAGUUAAUACAACAUUAGAAGUUAAAGGAUUAGAUAUGAGACGUCGUGAAUAUUGUCAACUUUCAAAAGAUAUAUCUACUUUUGUAUUAAUGAAAAUUUUAUCUGAUUUAGAUCCUGAACAAGCCAUUGGAGAAGUUUAUGAUUAUUUAGAAGAUAUGACUAAUAAAAUUAAAAAUUUUGAAAUUGGAGUUGAAAAAUUUAGAAUUAAUACUAGAUUAUCAAAGGAUCCCGGUAGUUAUCCUAAUGGGAAAUCAAUGCCACAAGUUCAAGUUGCUUUAAGAUUAAGAAAUGAAGGUAAAGUAAUUAAAGCUGGUAGUGUUAUAACUUAUAUUAUUACUGAUAAUGAAAAAGAUUCAGAAAAUUCUACUCCAGCAGAAAGAGCAAGAGCAAUUCAAGAAGUUUUCAGUAAAGGAUCAAAUCUUCGUCCUGAUACUGAUUAUUAUCUUGAAAAACAAAUCUUUGCCCCAGUUGAAAGAUUAUUAGAAAGAAUUGAAGGAGUUGAUAUGAUGAGAGUUGCAAAAUCAUUAAAUAUCGAUACUAAGAAAUAUGUAUUAAGAGUUAAACAAAAUGAGGGACAAUUUGGGGAAAUUAUGCCCUUAGAAUCUAGUGUUUCUGAUUCAGAAAGAUUUAGAAAUACAAGUUUCCUUGUAUUACAAUGUAAAUGUAAUAAACAGUUCAAAUUUGGAGGGAUUCAAUCUUCAAAGGAUUAUACUGUUACAUUUAGUGGAAUUCAAUGUAAUUCAUGUCAAUUUACUUUCCCUACAUUAAAAUUAACUAGUCAAUUAGAAAGAGAAAUUAGACAACAUAUUUCCUUAUAUUAUGCAGGAUGGCUAGUAUGUGAUGAUUCAGCUUGUGGAAUUACUACCAGACAAAUAUCAGUUUAUGGUAAAAGAUGUAUUGGAAUUUCAGGUAAAGCUUAUGGAUGUAAAGGUAUUAUGAGAUUUAAAUAUACCGAUAAGGCAUUAUAUAAUCAAUUACUUUAUUUCAAUGCCAUUUUCGACGUAGAAAAAACAAAAAAGAAUCAAUUAAGACCCAUCUAUAGCUUUGAUGAAAAGGAUAUUCCUCCUAAAUUACCGAGUGGACAAACUGAUGCAUUGGCAGAACAGAACCGAGAAUUGUUUACUUACUGUCAACAGGUAGUCAACAAAUAUUUGGAUGACUGUGGUAGACGGUAUGUCAACAUGGGCUCCAUCUUUGACUUUAUGACUUAGUUAAUUUCUAUAAAUUGUGUAAUAAAUAAAUAAAUAAAUGUAAUU
Scheffersomyces amazonensis is the source of this 4657-nucleotide messenger RNA. It is a transcript of the gene POL1, whose product is annotated as DNA-directed DNA polymerase alpha catalytic subunit. Gene Ontology annotation, biological process: DNA replication; mitotic DNA replication initiation; leading strand elongation. The record is from RefSeq and is a predicted model, not a curated record. The coding region runs from base 275 to 4612 and encodes 1445 amino acids. Gene Ontology annotation, molecular function: single-stranded DNA binding; DNA-directed DNA polymerase activity; nucleotide binding. The transcript has a single exon. NCBI's taxonomy places the organism in Eukaryota, Fungi, Ascomycota, Pichiomycetes, Serinales, Debaryomycetaceae. Gene Ontology annotation, cellular component: alpha DNA polymerase:primase complex.